Messenger RNA from Cuscuta campestris, 2877 nucleotides. NCBI's taxonomy places the organism in Eukaryota, Viridiplantae, Streptophyta, Magnoliopsida, Solanales, Convolvulaceae. The record is from the annotation of a GenBank genome assembly.
CAAACACCGGAGGGAAGUGUCUCUCUCUCUCUGCCAAAUAUACGACAGAGAAAGCAACCCCCUAAUCAAACAAGGAUCAAAAUGGAUCUGCAAAUCCCAUCAAGGAAUAUGCAGAUGUAUUGGCAGAUUCAGAUCUGAAGCUUACUAAGGAGAAUAUACCUAAAACCUACGCGAGCGCAGUGGGGAAUCAAGAUGAUGAGAUGAAGUUGAAGUUUAUUUCUGUGACAGAAAUGAAUGGAAAUCGGGUAACAAAACUCACAAAGGAUAACAUCAUUGAUUCUACAAGCUACUUGGAUGCGACACUGUUAUUUCAGAUAGUGCUAGAGAGAUAAAUAUGGAGGCGAAGGGUUGAACAAAGAAAUUAAAGAGUGAUGCAAGAGAAGAGGAUCUGGACGAGGUAGAGUUAUUGGAUCCAACUAAUUUGGCGCUUAUUUAUUAUGCAAAACAAGAGAAGCGCAGGGACGAGAGAAAGCUGAAAUGACAUUCAAGGGUGCCGCACAGUUUUAGCCAUAACUUUGGCUACGAGCAUCCAUUUUCAGUGUGCGACCUCAAUCUGGAAAGGUCUCAGAGAAAGGCACAUCAUGCCAGGGAUUGUUUUCAAACCCAAAUUCCAUCGCUAAGGCCUCCAUUGUUUCAUUUUAGUUUUUUUGGGCCUUACAACCUUUAUUUUUUCUAGCUCAGUUUGUUUUGCUCUUUUAGGGUUUUCACCCUACUUCACUGUUUCAGCUAUUUAAGCCCGGCUUGUGGGCAAAAUUUUCUCUGACUUGGAUUAUAUCGAAUGGACCCUAUCGUUAAUUUCGACAACAAUCAUGAGUCUGAGGACGAGAGCGUGCAACAGAACAAGGACCAAAAUCUGAACAUGAACCAGAACAUCCCACAACAAGAGUUGCCAAAUGGUGGGCCUGCUGGGAAUGCCUUGCCACACGUUCGACAACCAGAACCGAGGAUCACGCUCGAGAAACUGAAGAAAAAUGGCGCUGAAGAAUUCCUAGGCGAGAACAUCGCCGACCCGUUGAUUGCGUUUAGGUGGAUAGAGCGUGUACGACGCGUAUUCGAGAAUCUGAAGGUUCCAGCUGGCGAAUGGGCCGAUUUCGCGGUCAUGCUUCUACAGAGUAAUGCGUACGAGUGGUGGAAGCGCACUACUCGAAAUGCGAAUCAUCCAGCGAAAGUGACGUGGGUGUACUUUGAUCAAGUGUUCAAGGAGGAGUAUAUUCCCGAGUCGUUUGUGGAAGAGAAAAGAGAAGAGUUCUUACAUCUGGAGAUGGGUACGAUGAGUCUUCCCGAGUAUCGUCAGCUAUUCGAUCAUCUCGCUGAGUUCGGCCAGGAUUUGGUGAACACCACCAAACGUCGUUGCGAUAAGUUCGUGAAGGGCAUGCGCCCGAAACUCCAGAAGCACAUGUCUACUGCAUCUAGGCAAGAUUUUGGAGUUAUGUUCGAGCAAGCCAAAGAGGUUGUUAGAACGAAGGAAGGAUUGAAGCUAAACACCGAGCAGAAUCCAGCCAAGACAUCCACACAAGCAGCUAGCACCAGCAAGGUCUUUCAUGAGAAAAGGUCUCAGAGCGAAUCUGAAAUCCAAAUAUCAAAGAAAGCCAAAUCGGUGCCUACUCAAUCCGCUGCCUCGACAAGCAAAGGGAAACAACCUAGGCAUCCCUUAUGUACCCGUUGUAAUCGCUAUCAUCCAGGAGAGUGUUGGUGGACGCUAGGACUGUGUAUGGGAUGCGGACAAGCUGACCAUCAAAGGAAGAACUGCCCUACAAAUCCGGGUCCUGCAUUCUCUACCACCCAUGCCCCGAACCAGUCGCAAAUAGCAAAUCCAACUCAGAGUCAACGUACAACAGCAGGAUCUCAUGUGCAACGACCUCAACAGCAACGACCACCGCAAGCUGCGACACAACAACAUGCUAGAGCUCCAGCUAGGACAUACGCUAUGCAUGGGCAAAUCGAUCCUAAUCUAGAUGCCGACUAUGGUACGUUCUUAUAUGCAUCGUAGGGAGGAGUCUCUUAAUUUCUAAACCAAAUCCAAGUUGGAAAGGGGUCAAUCUCGAAGUAUAAAUCGCGUUCCAAAGGAGUCCUCUUCGUAUGUCUUCUUCGCCGCGCCACCAGCUGGAGCAGACCAGGAGUUCGCCGGACAUACGCUAAAGUUGUCGCCGGAGGUUGGACAGGAGUCUUCGCCGGGAAACCUGCCGGAGCUUCGUCGAGGAUUCGCCGGUGUAGUUUGAAAUUUCUAAGCCGAUUCAAGGUAGGGAUCAAGGAUUGGAUGAAGAGCAUCCUGGAGGACAGUGAAGCGUGAUGCUGGUGGAUGGCCCGAUGCUGUUUGAAAUUGAAUUAAAUACUUGUUGACUUUUAUUUUGUUUAAACUACAAGAAUGUUUGACGUUGUUGUUUUAAAAGCUUCCGCAACGUUUGAAUUAUUUACUCCGAUUAAUUAUGAGUUGUUUCUAAAUAAAUCCAAGUAAUGUAAACCGCCAACAAUGCUCCGAAAAUGAGAAAUAUCCUUGAAAGGCAACGAAGGCUUAGUGAUAGGUCUCGUAGCCAUAGGAGUAAUAGCCGGAUGACAGUCGGACAUCCCAGCUCGGCGUAGAAGAUCACGGGCAUAUUUGGAUUGAUGGAGAAGUUUAUUUCUUCGGAGAUCAGCCAUCCAGAAAGCUGAUUUAACGAAAUAUUGGUAUUGUUCAUGCGAAUGUUUUGCUUAAAGGAUGAGUAUUCGGUGGGAAGACCACGAAUAACAGCAUUCACCACAUCACGUUCAGGGAUCUCUUCUUUCAAGGCAUCGAGAUCCGAGAGAAUAGUUGCCACAUCAUCAAGGUAUUGUGUCAUAGUUUUGGUACCUUUACGAAGAGUGUGGAGUUUGUCCCGAAGCUGAUAAACAUGAGCGGUG